GUAGUCCGGACCUAUCAAACGUAGACACUGUCAGUGGGAUAACUAUACCAGGAAGCGAAUCCGGACUAAUCAAAACGCCCACAGACAUGCUGAGAACAUACUUAUUAAGCUGCACGUGUGCUGUUGUACUACUAAUUGCCUGUGUAACAGACGCUAGAUUCCUGGACGACGACUUGGGAUCACGUGUUAAACGCCAAGUAGCAGAUGCAAGAAUGGCGGAAGUACUUGCCCUGUUAGAGCUAGAGAGUCGACUCCAACGUUGUACAAGACUAGGGUGUGGUCUAAUAGAUCUCGAAAGCGGUAGAAAGAAAAGGGAUGUAUCCAGCGUACCGAAUUUCAGAGGAUCAAAUACACAGAGAAUAUUAAAUAAAAUUUUACGCCAAACACCGGAACAAUUGUGAUGAAAUGGAAAUCUUCUAACUUCGGCCUAGGCUUCCGUCCAUCUUUAAACUGACUGCAAGAAGACGCAAUUAGUAAAUCGUCUCUAUCCUUCAUACAAGAAAAGAAAGGAUAAUUGAUUCAUCAUAGUGUUUUAAUCUGAGACUCCUUCCGGCUCUCUACAAGACUGAAAUUGAGAUAUCUAUCAGAAGUUUUCUCGGAGGGUAUGCUAUAAAAUCUAGAUAUUUUGGUGCCGUGCAAACUCGUAGCUCUGUAACUUGGCUUGGCUGGGUUUGUCAGAAGAUGAUACCUUUGUUUUUCAUUGUGUUUCAUUUGAUGAAGUACUGUAACGUAUACGGUUUUGAUCCACUUCAUUUACCGCAACAAACUUUUUUUUUUUAUCUAUUUAAUGCCCAAGUUCCUUCCCACUUCAUCGUAAGUGUUGUCAAACGUUUAUAAAGACAUUUUCGUCAGUGAACUCGGACUUUUUCUGCAAAUCUUUACUGCAAGUGAAGCCAAAAAAUCUACAAAAUCUCUACCGUGAGUGACGCCAAACCUUCCAAAAACAACUUGUUAAUGAAUGAUGUUCUUCACGAAUCUUUACCUGAAGUAAAGCCCACUAAAAAGAUGUUUUCCGUGGUUGACUUCAAAUUCUCUACAGACGUCUAUCCUUCACUCAGUGAUUCCAAAGAUUAUCCAAUCUUUGCCUUGGCUAAUGUUGAACAGUCUACCCCGAUCUCUGACAUGCGUGAUGCCAAUCAUUCGAUUAAGACUCUUUCUGUGCUAUGAAGUAACAUCUAUGUAGGUGAAUGUUAGUAAAACACGGAAUGUAUGAUAUGAAAGUAGAAACUGCCAUUGUGUUUAUUUUAUGUGUCUCAGGAAAUCUAGCUGAGCUAGAUAUAUGUGUGUACGCCAUUUUAAUGUAUAUUUAUUAAACAAUAUUUAUUUUUCACUUCUGUGCUUCACGCAAGCAUCUGUUCUGUCUUCAUGGCAUAAGAAUAAGAUAAUAAAACUAUAACGUUUAUACCUUUA
Messenger RNA from Ylistrum balloti, 1410 nucleotides. RefSeq lists its product as uncharacterized. The record is from RefSeq and is a predicted model, not a curated record. The coding region runs from base 87 to 401 and encodes 104 amino acids. The transcript is spliced from 5 exons. Lineage: Eukaryota; Metazoa; Mollusca; Bivalvia; Pectinida; Pectinidae.